This is a messenger RNA of Notechis scutatus (mainland tiger snake), 621 nucleotides long. It is a transcript of the gene LIN28A, whose product is annotated as lin-28 RNA binding posttranscriptional regulator A. The record is from RefSeq and is a predicted model, not a curated record. NCBI's taxonomy places the organism in Eukaryota, Metazoa, Chordata, Lepidosauria, Squamata, Elapidae. Gene Ontology annotation, biological process: pre-miRNA processing. Gene Ontology annotation, cellular component: cytoplasm; nucleus. Gene Ontology annotation, molecular function: mRNA binding; zinc ion binding.
AUGGGGUCUGUUUCUAACCAGCAGUUUGCAGGUGGCUGCGCGAAGGCGGGCGAGGAAGAGCCCAGCGGGGAUUCGCCCAGGCCGGACGAGGAAAGCCAACCGCUGUUGCAUGGCGCCGGGAUCUGUAAAUGGUUCAACGUGCGGAUGGGCUUCGGGUUCCUCUCCAUGAUCACCAAGGAAGGCAUCGCCCUCGAUUCCCCCGUGGACGUUUUCGUGCAUCAGAGCAAGCUCCACAUGGAAGGUUUCCGCAGCCUGAAAGAAGGAGAAGCAGUUGAAUUCACUUUCAAGAAAUCCUCUAAAGGUUUGGAGUCCAUCCGAGUCACUGGCCCUGGAGGAGUUUUCUGCAUUGGCAGCGAAAGGAGACCAAAGGGAAAAAACCUUCAGAAACGCAGGUCGAAAGGAGAUAGAUGCUACAACUGUGGUGGCCUGGAUCAUCAUGCCAAAGAAUGCAAGCUCCCUCCACAGCCUAAGAAAUGCCACUUCUGCCAAAGCAUCGCCCACAUGGUGGCCAACUGCCCAGUCAAAACGCAGCAGUCACCCAGUUCUCAGGGAAAGCCCCCGUACUUCCGAGAGGAGGAAGAAAUGCACAGCUCACCCUUUCUUCCUGAAACCAGGGAAUGA